UCCAAGCAUUCAAGUAGUAAAUCCCUGGCCCAGCCUGAGCUAAAUCCUAUGAAGAGUGAAUUGCAAGGGGAUGAACAUUGGCCUCUUUCUGGGAAGCCAUACUCCCAUGUCAUUAUUACAAAAACAUGUGUCGAACGCCCGUAUCAAAUGGCAGUUCCAGCCAAAUUGCACAAAAUAAUUCCUUCUCUUGUGAUCCCCACUGUUCUGACCUAUCGGGGUAACAACUGGGACAUGUCAUAUAAUGGCCAUUAUAAAAGAAUUGUUUCUGGAUGGAGAGCAUUCGUAGAUGACAACAAUCUCAAGGUUGGGGAUGCAUGCGUGUUUGAACUUAUGGAGUGCUGCUAUACGAAACUCAUAUUCAGAGUCCAAAUUCUUAGAGGCGACCUCCCAUCUGAGUUUCUAGACAAAGUCAGUUUUGAGGGUGAGAGCUCAGGCACUCCUAUUAUUAUUGACUAGUAGUUCUCAUAUGAUGCCCCUUGUUUUUUGUUAUUCUCUUGAACAACAUUACUUGUUACGAAAUCAUAUCUGGAACUCUAAUAGAAUCUAUAGCAGUAUUAUGAAUUUGUUUAGGUAUUAAUAUUACCUCUUUUUUUGGAUGAAUUUAAUAUUACCUUCUUGCUGUUAUUGUAACAUGAUAUUUUUAUUUUGUAGCAUCCUUUGUAUGCAUACUUGGAUACAUUUGGAUUGAUUUUCCUAAUCUAGUCACUUAUAUCCUUGAGGCUUU
Messenger RNA from Alnus glutinosa, 724 nucleotides. Its product is annotated as B3 domain-containing protein Os04g0386900-like. NCBI's taxonomy places the organism in Eukaryota, Viridiplantae, Streptophyta, Magnoliopsida, Fagales, Betulaceae. Gene Ontology annotation, molecular function: DNA binding. The transcript has 2 exons. The record is from RefSeq and is a predicted model, not a curated record. The annotation marks the transcript as partial.